UUUCACAAUACCAUUCUGCAAUUGCAUAUUCAUCAAUAUGGAGAGGAAGCAUCUUUCCACUAUUGCUAACCACGUUAUUGGAACCUGCGCCCAAAAGCUGGACACCUCUGUUGAUAAUCUAGUUGAAGAAUUCGAGAGAGGAUGGAAGCCUCAGAUGGAUGGAUACUCAAAGAAACUAGUAGACUUCUGCUGUUCCAAAGCACUUGCCCUCAUGUGUGGGUGUGGCACCAUUGAUGAAACAAUCAGUGACGGCUCAUUCAGCCGCCUCACUUUUGAUAUGAUGCUUGCUUGGGAGAUGCCAAGCUCCUCAGAUGAAGAAUCUCACUCUGAGUCUGUGGCGAAAGCGAGAGAGGAGAGGAAGGCUCCCUCAGUUAUCAACCAACUACAGGAUGAUGUUUCUCUUUUCUAUACAGAUCUCAUGCCACUCCUAGUUGAUCGAGAGCCAAGUGCUGGAGAGGAUGCAUUUGUAUGGCUGGGGAAACAUGUUCCUUUGGUUGUAGACAUUGUCAAUGGAAGAUUUACUUAUGAGACAUUGACUGCUGCUACCGCAAAUCGCCUUCAUUUUCCAGCAUACGACAUUUUCUUGAAAGAGAUCCAGAGAUGUAUAAAGCAUUUACAGAAGCAAGACACUCCAACGGGUGUGGAGUUAGCAGACUAUGAAUUUAUAUUGCACGUCGAGGGAACUGCAAGUUCUGACAGGGUGGUGCGCCAUAUUGGGGGAACAAGUUGGCCAGGCAGGUUGACACUGACAAACUACGCACUCUACUUUGAGGCCUCGGGAAUCGUGUCAUAUGAAGAUGCAGUAAAACUCGAUCUUUCAAAGGACCUUCAGCAGAGUGUAAAACCUACAGCUACCGGUCCUUGGGGUGCUCCCCUUUUCGACAAAGCUAUAGUUUAUGAAUCUUCUGAAUUGAAAGAGGGCGUCGUCUUAGAGUUCCCUGAGAUGACGAGCUCGACAAGACGCGACCAUUGGCUUGCUCUCGUGGAGGAGAUCAUGCUUCUGCACCAGUUUCUGCUCAAGUUCAAGGUGAAUUCAGAAGAACAAGCGUGGGAACUGCACGCGAGGACCAUAUUAGGGAUCACUCGACUUCAUGCAGCACGAGAAAUGCUCAGAAUUUCACCUCCAGAGCCAAAGAGCUUCUUAAUAUUUUCCUUACUGGAUGAGCUUCCAAAGGGGGAUUACAUACUGCAGGAGCUCUCCGAUAGUCUGAAAGCAACCACUGGUGGAAAUCCAUGCAGUGCCAGUUCAAUUCUCAUGAAUUUGAAUGUCGCUCGAUCCUGCAUCCCUUGCCUAGAGCCGAACCAGAUCACUAGUGACAGUGGAAUGGUGCAGCCAGAAAACCUGUCAUUACUGGAGGACGCUAUAAACCAAUCGAGAGAGGAAGCCAAAGAAGUUGACGUGGCCAAAGCUUCAGCUGAGGUUCUAAAAGAGGAAGGAAUCAGUGAAAGUUCCAUGGUUCUUAUGGGUCUGCUUACUCCAUGUAUAAGUUUAAUCACCCGGGGCCAACAAGCUCUGCAAUGGGAACGGCCUUUGAUCACUGCCACUCUGGUUUUUUCUUCACUGAUAAUCAUCUACAAAGAAUGGGUCGGCCCUGCUAUAUCUGCGUUAUUGUUGUGGAUAGUCUCAAAGAUGCUACAGGUCAGAAGGAGAGGACUCCCACAAAAGGAGAACAAAAUUGUCAUCUAUGCUGGAUCCGAUCAGACGACGAUGGAGAGUAUAGUAACUGCACAACAGGGACUAAGAACCGUGCACGAGACAAUGAAGCAGAUAAAUAUAACAAUGCUCAAAAUCUGGUCAAUACUGACCUCAGAAGCUCCAAAGCACACGAACACGGUGAUGGUGGCCACAGGUUGCUGUGCGGUCAUACUGGCUGUGAUCCCGUUCAAAUAUAUCCUAAUGGCCGGUGUAGUGUAUAGUGCUGUGAUGACAUCAAAAGUUGGGAGGUCCAUGCAGAAUGACCAAAGCAAUCGGCGAAUGAGGGAAUGGUGGGACUCCAUUCCGAUCAUCCCUGUUGAGUUCACAGACAACGAAGCUUCAGCAACGAUCUGAUUGAGAGCAGGUUGCCGGAGAUGUUAUAUUGCUGUAGUUUAUAGAACAGUUCUGUUUUUCGAGGCUCUCCCCCCUUUGUAUUGCACAGAAGAAUGUUUGAUGUUUUAAGUUCUACACGGAUGACUUAUAAGACAA
Salvia hispanica is the source of this 2185-nucleotide messenger RNA. Its product is annotated as ArgH (DUF639). NCBI's taxonomy places the organism in Eukaryota, Viridiplantae, Streptophyta, Magnoliopsida, Lamiales, Lamiaceae. The record is from RefSeq and is a predicted model, not a curated record.